CGCCUGCGCAGUCACCUCCCCCUCCCACCCUCGUGUUGGGAGACGGCGCGUGACGCAUGACGUGCGGCUGCUGUGCGCAUCCUUACGCUUGAGAAGUGUUAAGUUCUCGCCUUUGGAGUAGGUUGGGAACGGGGGAGGGAGGGGGAGGUGGGUUUGUUUUUUUAAGUGUGGGAAGUGAAGGGGGGAAAAAGAAGAGAAGCAGGGCAAGAAGGAAUGUCCUACGGUGGCCGCGGAGGGACGACUGCUACGGUUCCCCCACUGGGACAAACGCUUCCCACAGACGGCCUAGGACUCCCCUUCCCCGCCUGGGCCGUACCAGAUUGGGACCCAUGAGGGGCAUAUGCGGGCGGAGGCCCCCAACGGCCUCCCCCGGGCUCUGGGCCUGACCCUCACGGUGACCUUCCUCCCUCCGAGGGCCUGGCACCAUGCGGCCUCCUCCACCCUCGUUCCGCCGCUCCGGCCUCGAGGGACAGCAGGGGCCCCAGAAGCGCGGACCCCCAGCCCUGGCCUCCGCCCCGACGGCCCCCGGCCCCGGGCCCUGGAAUUGCCACCCCUCCGCGGAGGCCGCGCACGAAACUGCAUGGGAAUCUUCAGCCACUACCUUCUGCAUCUUGGAAGCUGGGAGGUUAUUUCUAAUCUAUGAACAUAAUAGUCAAUAAAUAAGCUUAAAUCGCUGACAGUUGCAUCUUUCUACUUGGCAUGUGCCUCCCUGGAAGUACAGCAGAGAGUUCACAGGCCUAGACCCUUCACUUCUGUUCCUUGCCCAUGGAUGAUGCUUAUUAUGCACACAGUCUGUCCUCCUCUAGAACUCAGUGAGCCGUGGGGUAACCAAUGCCUGUAAUUCCCAUACCCCGGCGUGUCCGGUCUUUCCACGGCCCCCAUACCACAUGCCUGCAUUCCGCCUGUGGGCCUGUAAGAACCACUCAUUUAGUGCGUACCAAGUACAACAACUUCGACAUCUAUUUGAAGUCCCGAUGGAUGUAUGGAUUUAUCCGCUUCCUGCUCUACUUCAGCUGCAGCCUGUUUACCUCCAUCCUCUGGGUGGCGCUCUCCAUCCUGUUUUGCCUUCAGUACCUUGGCAUCCGCAUCUUUCUGCGUUUCCAGUACAAGCUGUCCAUCAUUCUCCUACUGCUGGGACGAAGGCGGGUUGAUUUCAGCUUGAUGAAUGAGCUGCUCAUUUAUGGGAUCCAUGUGACUAUGCUGCUGGUGGGAGGUCUGGGCUGGUGUUUCAUGGUCUUUGUGGACAUGUAAAUAGGAGGUGUGCAUGCAGGAUUGGGCAGCUGUGACAACAUCUGAUGUAUCCACUUUCUCUUUUGGUUUUAUUUAUUUAUUUAUGACUGAUAUGUGUAUAUGCAGUAUAUAGAUAUUUUCUUUGGUAAAGACAAUGACCUGUCUCUGAAAUGAAAUGACACAGGGCAAAUGUUGGGUCGUUUUUCCUUCUAUUUGUCUCCCAUCCCAAAGAUGGGAUUUUCACCAUACCAAACCAAGCAAGUAGUGCCCUGAUCAGAGGCAAUUUUUUGUUUGCUCUCUGACCAUCUUACUGUGUUUAUGGCAUGGGAAAGGAAAGGGCUGUGAUAUUUGUAAAGGGGAAAUCAAGGCUGUCUCCUCCCUCGGUUUGCUUUUUGGCUCUCAACUUCCUCUCCCCCUGCUGCUACAUUGUAUUCUUCUCCUUUCUUCUAUUUUAAUGUAGUUUAUGUUCACAUUUAAUAAAUGUAGUAUAGUAGGGUCCUCUUUAUCAAGUCUGUACUUUCAAGAUCUUGGUGUGAUCUUCUCACCAGUCUCACAUUUAGGGGUAUUUCUUUUACCUACCAAAAGGAAUGGGACAUGCCUCAACAUUUUUGCUCUGUGUACUGUCCAGGGAGCAAACCUGGAAGCAGUUACUUUCCCUGUGGGCCAAAUGUCCACUCUCCCUUAGUGUUCUCACCCCCUACCCUGCCUUAGGAAAAAGUUGGACUCUACAUUAGUAAUGCAGUGCACUGCCAUUAAACCACUUGCAUGGCCCUGGGUUUCUAGAAUGUUUGCACAGGUCCAGUGCAAGUUCAUCUUUCUUAUUAAACAGAGAGCUACAAUUGAGAAAUGAAAUGACAAGGUUGAAUGCUAGUCCAAAAUCUAGAGGGAAAUGAAUAAUUUUGUUUGGUUACAACCAGAUUUGGUGUUUCACAGACCUAAGGCCCAUUCUGAAAGCAAACAGCGCCAAGAUCCUCAUUCAGAGAGUCUGGUUCUAAUGCCGCAGCUCAUAAGAGAGCUGUGUUCUCUGGAGCCCGGUAAGUUUCAGUGGUGCCAAAUUCAGAAGCAAAGCAAAUAUAGAGCUCUUUGUGCAUCAGUAGCCAGGUCUGUAGAGAAUGUAAUAUUACAUUAUAAUAUAUUUUAAUCUGUCUAAACUUACAUUUCUGGGAAAACUGAUAAAUGUUUUACUUGCUUUGGAAGGCAUUUGAAUUCAUUUCUUUUGCAGAAAUCUCCCAGAAUUUGACUUCUUUGUGAAACACUAUAGUUAUCUGAAAUCUUUGGACAGAUGAUGCUAAAGCCAGUUAUUAUGGAAAAUGUUUUUUAAAAUGGCUAGUUUUUAAAAGCAUUUCUUCUAAACUUUAAGGCAUUUGAAUGAACAUUGAAUCUUUGUUUAUUAAAGGCUUGUCUGUUCUGUAUUUCCUGCCUUGGUUUCUAUGAAAGCAUUUAAGACAUAAGAUGAAUUCAGGUAUAUAAAGAGAUGCAGGAACAGAUGGACUACAAAGAAACAAAGAUCCUAUUUUCAUUGGAAUACCUUUAAAGAAGAAGGAAGAGAAGUAAAAUAUGCAAGAGAAUAUAUCUUGAAGGUUUUCGGUCACCAUUCUCUAAUUGGUAUUUUUUAUUCCGGUUGUGAUAACUACUUAGGAAAGAAAUUUUACUAGUUAUUGAAAAACUAAUUAGGUAAGCUAAUGUUGGUCAUUAAUUCCUUGUCCACCUAAAAUCAUUUUCUGAUUUUUAUGUAUAUGUGAUGGUCAAAGUGUGCAUUCUUAUCUGACUCAAGUCUCAGCACAUAUAGCUAUUUCUAGGACCAGGGCAAAAAAAAAAAUUUUUUUUGACUGAGUGGGGCAGAGAAACCCUUUCCUAAGCCUAGUUUAUGAGGUUAGGCUGUAAGGGAAAAAAUGCAUGUUGUUUCACAAACUUAAGAAAGUUAGAAUCAGGGAAAAUGAUGGUUAUUUAAAAAAAAAAAAAAAACUUGUUCUUUGAUUAUUUUUUUUUAAGUUUGCUUCUCUGCAAAAAAAAAAAAUAUUUUUAAGGUGGUUAAAUUGGUGAAGCAAAGCUAGUUUUAAAAAUUGAUUAUGUGGUGGGCAGAAAUGAUAGCUUUAAAUGCAUUGACUUCAUUUUUACUGCCUGUUAAAAUCCUAUUGCACUAGUCUUGCAGAUUAUUUUUUUUCUUUUUUAAUUCAUUCAGCCUAAAUCCACUAAAACAUUUAUGUCUUUGAAGUGGAGCUCCCUAUCGGAUGCACUGAUUGAGGGGUCUAGUAUGGGUGUGCUUUUUAACAAAGUCCUGAUAGCAGGAGGUAUCUUGCUAUUUAGUCUAUGAAUGUAUAAACAGCAAUGCAAGUGUUUGAAUUGUACCUUGAAUUGACUUUGGAACACACAAAAAAACAAACAGCUCAAUGUCUUGAGUGCCUGUUAAAAUUCUUUAUGAGAAGUACCACCUGCAUUAAACUUAUUUUUUUAAUGUGUU
This is a messenger RNA of Sarcophilus harrisii (Tasmanian devil), 3691 nucleotides long. It is a transcript of the gene TMEM250, whose product is annotated as transmembrane protein 250. The transcript has 3 exons. The record is from RefSeq and is a predicted model, not a curated record. NCBI's taxonomy places the organism in Eukaryota, Metazoa, Chordata, Mammalia, Dasyuromorphia, Dasyuridae. Bases 832 to 1251 code for a protein of 139 amino acids.